Molecule: messenger RNA, 924 nt
Organism: Centruroides sculpturatus (bark scorpion)
Lineage: Eukaryota; Metazoa; Arthropoda; Arachnida; Scorpiones; Buthidae
Exons: 4
Coding region: 97-753 (218 amino acids)
Source: RefSeq, a predicted model, not a curated record
CAGAAAGAAGAAAACAAUCAGAUAAGAGAAAAUAUAAAAAACUUAAAGAACACAUUAGAAGAAAAGUUGAUUCAUUUCCAAAAAAGUAACAACGAAAUGAAAAAUCGAUUUGUUUCUUAUAGCAAACAAAUUGAUAAAAUAAACGACGAAAAAAUAUUCUACCGUAAAAAGAACCAACGUCUUCGUGUGCAAUUAAAUCGAUUUAGGCAAGGAUUAAUGAAAGUAAUCAAACAUAUUUACGAUCCUCCAUUCAUACUCAGAACCGAAAUUUCCAAUUUAUUAAGAGAUCAAGCAAGAUGGACAGCAGGUAAUAAAUUGGAAAUGAAAGGAAGCGAAGAAUGUUCUUCUGAAAUAAAAAUUCAAAACCUGGAAAUAGAAGAAAAGCCCAAUGCAUGCCGAGAAACUGAAACUGUUUGCAAAGAUACGAUAAUUGAAAAUAAAGAUAACAAAGAAGAUAACAUCUGUGUUUGGAAAAUGGAAUUAUCAGAUUUGCAUGACACACAACAAAAGGACGAAUUUUCUAAAUUAUUUCACCAAAUAGUAUCUGUUUGCAUAAUCCCUCGGAAAUCUGAGUUCUUUUCUACAUCGGAAUCAUCUGCAUGUAUAAAGAAUUCAAGAGUAGAAGAAACUGUAUUAAGAGAGCGCAAAGAACACAAUGGGUGCAAUUGUAAAUCGAUCACGGAGAAUAAUAUGGCACCGGUUCAUAUGUGGAGUUUACAAUCACCUACAGAAAUUUUUCGCAUUCUUAUAUAAACAAUAAAACUUUCAAGAAAUUUAAUCUUAUUUUUUAAUAACGAUAAUUGAUAUUAUCUGACUAAUAUUAAAUAAUUAUUAUUCAAUUUUAUGGAUUCAGUUAUAUCAUCGUCAUUAAAAUUGUACAGCGACAUAAGUUAAUUAACUAAACAUAAUAGGAAAAUAAAUCGA